Molecule: messenger RNA, 516 nt
Organism: Geodia barretti
Lineage: Eukaryota; Metazoa; Porifera; Demospongiae; Tetractinellida; Geodiidae
Source: the annotation of a GenBank genome assembly
GCCACUGUUAUUGUUCAAUAGUGUUGGUCUUCAGUACUCCAGUAAAUUCACGCACUUGGGUCAUAUCCCCACUAGCACCCUGGAUGAUUCUGAAGGACUUGAUUCGUAAAGCUAACUCGGUUUUAUGUACAUUUCAUCAUGUGGAUCCUUUUGUGAAGACCUUUUUAAUCAAGUCUACUACCUGUUUCUCUACGGUGCCUCCAUCUGGUCUCUGGGUGCAAAACAAAUAAAACAGCUUGAAAUCGGUUUUAACAAAAUUCUGCGGAAGAUAUGGUAUCUUCCCAGAAAUUCUCAUUCUGGUAUUGCACAUUGAGUUGCACAUGUGGAUACCAUAAAGAAUGUUCUAUAUCGUCGGUUUUAGUCACUGCUCUCUUCUGCUCCUUUAUCACCACAUGCCUCAUAAGGUCUAUUUUUAUUGAGUCUUCACUUUCUGUUCCAUCUUUUACUGGUUACAACUGUCUGUAUGGUGCCAAACAUGUUAGAUAUUUUAAAGACACAGAGUACAACAUUGCCUGU